Messenger RNA from Diversispora eburnea, 300 nucleotides. The record is from the annotation of a GenBank genome assembly. NCBI's taxonomy places the organism in Eukaryota, Fungi, Glomeromycota, Glomeromycetes, Diversisporales, Diversisporaceae.
AUGUCUUCAUUGUCUUCAUCUAAAACGGUGCAUGAAUACUUUGAACAAAGUAAAGUGUCAGAUUGGGACAUUAUUGGAUUCCUCACUAAAUGUAGCCUAGAACCUUAUAUGAAAAAAAUAGAGUGUUACCUAACGUCCCUCGAAUUAAUCGCUGAUACAAAUGAUAGUCAAAGUCGUAAAAAAGCACAAGAACUCAUAAAACUUUACAAGGAUCUUCAGGAUGCCUAUCAUUCAAGUCUUCGAGAUGAGCCACGAAAACAGUGUUGGGGCGCAGUAAACAGUGGUACAAUUAAUGGUGUU